AUGAAGCAAAUGGCUGCUUUGCGCGGUGUUCUUACAGACGAAGAGCAAGAUCUCAUCUGCCCCAUCCGUUACCUUCAUAAUCCCCUCCAGUCUUCAGCACCUUACCUAUACCAAACCCAUUUAUCUUUCCCGUCGACUUAUUUGAAUUUUCGAAACCUCAAUGAUCCCACCUUCUCUACUUUCAGCACACUAGAGGGUUCGAUCCCUUACUGCAGCUCGAUUCCAGCAGCGUACGAAUCGAAGUAUUGGCGGGAAUCAAUCGAGGCUGCACGGACGUUCGUUCAUCUGCUAGCCACGGACAAGGACAUGGCCGACAUUGAAAUUCGAGAUGGGCUUACUCUGCGCAAAAUUGCGCAACACGAACUUCGGCCAGGCUUUAAGCAUCGAUGCAUGAGAGCCACUGCUUACAUGUAUCCAUUCUGUGUGGAGCCGCGGAAGCUGGAGAUACUUGCCGUGUUGAUGGUUAUGCAGUUUCUCUUUGAUGAAGACAAGUGCGAAGGGGCAGACGAGAAGCAGGUACCGGUUCUUGUUGCCGAUUUUCUGCGACGCCUCGAAGAUCCUGCCGUAACAGUGAACAAGAGCAGGACUGCUCUUCAGGCCUAUCUUGACUCCAUAAUCAGUGACAUCCAUGGGGGUGGUGGUGAAACUGGAAACGGGGGCGCAGAGGUCUACCUCGAAAUGCGGAAGACGUUCACAUAUCUUCGCCCUCGUGCCCCUAUCACAUCGAUUGGAGACUAUCUCGAAUUUCGACGGGAGAAUGUUUCGGCGGGAUUCGUAUUUGCUGGCAUUAAAUUUUCGCUUGCUUCCAACGUUGACAUUCACCAGCCUCUCCUUGAGCGUUUCAUGACCUGGGCAGCAGACCAUCUUGCAAUCACGAAUGACCUUUACAGUUACGCAAAAGAGAUGCGUGCAUUCCGUAACGGGACUUGUCCGGAUCUGAUCAAUAUUGUUGCUAUUCUUGAGAAACUUCUUAGUCUCCCGAAUCAAAGUUCCGCGCUCGAGAUUACAUAUGCACUACUCUUGCAGCGAGAGCAGUGGAUGUUUGAGGAGCUCAAGAAAUUUGAGGCCAGUGGGUGUCUGGAUGAAGGAACAUGGAUGUUUUUAAGAGGGGUAUGGGCUUGUUUGUCUGGGAACACUCUCUACAGCAUGACCUGCGAAAGAUAUGGCGGAGAGGCCGCUCGGAUUGCUGAGAAUAGGGACUUCGUGCCCCCUGUCAACGGCCCUCCUGACAUGGGGAAGAGGCCAUAA
Molecule: messenger RNA, 1248 nt
Organism: Lindgomyces ingoldianus
Lineage: Eukaryota; Fungi; Ascomycota; Dothideomycetes; Pleosporales; Lindgomycetaceae
Product: terpenoid synthase
Exons: 2
Coding region: 1-1248 (415 amino acids)
Source: RefSeq, a predicted model, not a curated record